CUAAGUCCGUGAGACUGGUUUCUCUCCUGUUGUCCUUCCCUCGGGUUUUGGGACCUGCUGGCAGGAUCCUGACGUUGCGGCUCGCGACAACUGGACCCUUUGACUCUCCAGUGUGCAGACCGCCCUUUGUACUCUACCACACCUGACUCCCCAGGUGACCAAGCAUGGCCGAGACCCAGGCGCUGCCGAAGCUUCGGGAAGACUUCCGGCUGCAGAAUAAGUCUGUAUUUAUUCUGGGCGCCAGCGGGGAAACAGGGAGAGUGCUCUUAAAAGAAAUCCUGGAACAGAACCUGUUUUCCAAAGUCACGCUCAUAGGCCGGAGGAAGCUCACCUUUGAGGAGGAUGCAUAUAAAAACGUGAAUCAAGAAGUGGUGGACUUUGAAAAGCUGGAUGACUACGCUUCUGCCUUCCAAGGUCAUGAUGUUGGAUUUUGUUGCCUGGGCACCACCAAAGCGAAAGCUGGAGCGGAAGGAUUUGUUCGUGUUGACCGAGAUUAUGUGCUGAAGUCGGCAGAGAUGGCAAAAACUGGAGGUUGCAAACAUUUCAACUUGCUGUCCGCUCGAGGAGCUGAUAAGUCAAGCACAUUUUUGUAUUUACAAGUUAAGGGAGAAGUAGAAGCCAGGGUUGAAGAAUUAAAAUUUGAUCGUUACUCAGUGUUUAGGCCUGGAGUUCUGUUGUGUGACAGGCAAGAAUCUCGCCCAGGUGAAUGGCUGGCUAGGAAAUUCUUUGGCUCCUUACCACACUCUUGGGCCAGUGGCCUCUCUGCGCCUGUGAUGACUGUGGUAAGAGCAAUGCUGAACAACAUGGUGAGACCAGGCAGCAAGCAGAUGGAAGUCCUGGAAAGCAAGGCCAUCCAUGACCUGGGGAAAGAGGAUGGCUGUCUCAAGCCGUGACCAUGCCGUGGAAAUGCUUUUACCCACAAAUUUCAACACUCAUCACUAAAUCUACUUUCAGGGUCUAAGAAAACGUGUACUUUACCUUUGUUUUUUCAUUGUUCUCAUCCCUGAAGACUGAAGUAACAGCUGUGCUCUGUGUCAUGGUGUUAACACCGGUCACCUGGGGAGCUUUGUUGGCCUUAUUUCAAACCUUCUGGGUCUGGAUUUGGGGGUUGUGGACAUGGGAAUCUGUAAUUCUCUUUUGUUUAAAAUUUCUUUUAAUGGGAGCUGGGAGCCAGCUUGGAAAUGGCAGUCUGCAGAGUCACAAGUGCUGUGUAAACAUUAUGUGGCACGUGGAUGAGAGCGCCGCUCGAAAGCUGCUGGUAUCACAGCCUCUGAGUUACACAAAUGCUUGUGAACGGUGUGAACCUGGUGCCUUUCUGCUUCUGUAGAAUGUACUAUGAAAAUAUAUGGCCAAGCUUACAUAAUUCACCGGAUGAAAUAAAGAGGAAUAAAAACAAA
Messenger RNA from Fukomys damarensis (Damara mole-rat), 1397 nucleotides. It is a transcript of the gene Htatip2, whose product is annotated as HIV-1 Tat interactive protein 2. The transcript has 6 exons. Bases 165 to 893 code for a protein of 242 amino acids. Gene Ontology annotation, cellular component: cytoplasm. The record is from RefSeq and is a predicted model, not a curated record. Gene Ontology annotation, biological process: import into nucleus. Lineage: Eukaryota; Metazoa; Chordata; Mammalia; Rodentia; Bathyergidae.